GAUAACUCAAAAUACCGUCAUUCGGAGGGAAGAGCGAGCAACUUUGUGCACAAAAAUGUCUCUUAACAGAGCAAACCCAACAACUUCAAUGAAAUGGAGAAUCCAAAUCAGACAAAACCAGUUAGUGUUCCAAAUAUCCUCAAUCCUCUUACAAAGACACAACUGGGUUUCACUUCUCCAAAACUUGAACCUCUCCACAAGACUAACUCCUCCUCUCUUUAACCAAAUCCUCCACAAAACACAAACUAACCCCCAAAUUUCUCUGCGCUUCUUCAACUGGGUCCAAACCAAUCUAAAGCUUAAACCAGACCUUAAAUCCCAAUGUCACAUCAUCAAUAUUUGUGCCAAUUCGGGUCUCACUCUACCUGUUAGACCACUCAUGGAUUCUUUGGUGAAAACACAUCAUGUGUCAGUACUUGGAGAGGCCAUGGUUGAUUCUUGUAGAGGUAAAAGUUUAAAGUCUGAUGCCUUAAGUUUUGUUCUUGAAUGUUACUCGCAUAAGGGUCUGUUUAUGGAGGGUUUAGAGAUGUUUAGGAAGAUGAGGGGUAAUGGAUUUAUUGCUUCUGUUACUGCCUGUAAUGCUAUUCUUGAUGUUUUGCAAAGAGAAAAUGAGAUUAAAUUAGCUUGGUGUUUUUAUUGUGCCAUGAUUAAAGAUGGGGUUUUGCCUGAUAAAUUAACUUGGUCGUUGAUUGCUCAGAUUCUUUGUAAAGAAGGGAACUUUGAGAGAAUUGUUAAGUUUUUAGAUAUGGGUGUUUAUAAUUCAGUUUUGUAUAACGGUGUUAUUGAUUGUUGUAGUAAAAGAGGGGAUUUUGAAGCUGCUUUUGAGAGGCUAAAUCAGAUGCGUGAGAGGAAACUUGACCCUGGUUUUAGUACUUAUAGUGCGAUACUUGAUGGAGCUUGUAAACAUGGGAAUGAAGAAGUGAUUGAGAGAGUUAUGGAUAUAAUGGCUGAGAAAGGCAUGCUUCCAAAAUGCCCUUUGUCUCAAUGUGAUUCAGUCAUUCAAAAGUUUUCUGAUUUGUGUAAGAUGAAUGUAGCAACAAUGUUUUUUAGGAGAGCUUGUGAUGAGAAGAUUGGAUUACAAGAUGCUACUUAUGGGUGUAUGUUAAAGGCAUUGUCUAAAGAAGCAAGAGUAAAGGAAGCAAUUGGUUUAUACAGUUUAAUUUCCGAAAAGGGAAUCAAGGUGAAGGAUAGUACUUAUCAUGCAUUUUUGGAUCUUCUCAGCGAAGAAGAUCAGUAUGAAGAAGGCUAUGAGAUAUUGGGGGACAUGAUGAGAAGAGGUUUUAGACCUGGUACAGUUGGGUUGUCUAAAUUUAUCUUGUUACUUAGUAGAAAACGUAGAUGGAGGGAAGUGGAAGACUUGCUGGAGUUAGUUUUAGAGAAAGGAUUACUGCCAGAUUCACUGUGCUGUUGCUCCCUAGUUGAGUAUUAUUGCUCUAGUAGACAGAUUGAUAAGGCUGUUGCGUUGCAUAACAAGAUGGAGAAAUUGCAAGCAAGUUUGGAUGUUGCAACAUAUAAUAUACUUCUUGAUGGGCUUGUAAAAAACGGUAGGAUUGAAGAAGUAGUUAGGGUAUUUGAUUACAUGGAAAGACUCAAAUUAGUGAAUAGUGAAAGUUUUACAAUUGCAAUCCGUGGGCUUUUCCGUGCAAAAGAAAUGAGGAAAGCAAUGAAACUUCAUGAUGAAAUGCUGCACAUGGGGCUGAAACCUGAUAAAGCAGCAUAUAAAAGGCUGAUAUUGGAAUUCAACAAGUAGAAUGUACAGGCAGUGUGUUUGUCCUGCGACUUUUCCUGGUCAGACUGUAUACUUUUGCCCGUCUUUUUUUUUUUGAGUUAGCAAAUAUGAUGCUCAGUCCAAGCGUUACAGUUUUCUAAAUUUAAAGAAUAUUGUUGUGGUCUAUUUUCUGAACCAUGCAAUUCCUGUUAUAUGAGCAUAUACAGUGCCAUAGUGCUGCAUGAUUGUCUGCUGA
Messenger RNA from Populus euphratica (Euphrates poplar), 1964 nucleotides. Its product is annotated as Tetratricopeptide repeat (TPR)-like superfamily protein. The record is from RefSeq and is a predicted model, not a curated record. Bases 56 to 1750 code for a protein of 564 amino acids. The transcript has a single exon. Lineage: Eukaryota; Viridiplantae; Streptophyta; Magnoliopsida; Malpighiales; Salicaceae. Gene Ontology annotation, molecular function: mRNA binding; protein binding.